GAGAGAUUCCGCGAGCAGCGAGGCUAACAAACUCGACUGCGAGGAGGAGUCGUCCGGGAGGAGCGCGACGACGACACUCGAUCCCUGGCCGAUAAUGGAUGGAGAUGGGCGAGCGAACGUCGUCGAUGAGCGAGUAAGACGGCUUUGCAUAAUCCGCCGGUCCGCCUCGUCGAGAGUAGAAGCGGAGGAAGAGACGGUGCCACGCGGCGUGUUUUUACGAGGAUCGACCGCUCCGCGAAAUCAAAGGUAGAGAAGAAACGACGGGGUAAACGUACGGGACGGAAGAAGGCGUCGUCCUGCACCGAGGAUUCUUCUCGUCAUCGACGACGGCAGGCGUUCUCGUCAUCGCGAGGAUUCCCCGAGAAAGAUCGCGGACCGGUUGUCGCUCGACGAAGGAAAUCGUCCGAGAUCCUUGUUCUUUUUCUUUCUCUCCUCCUUCAAGAGCGUCGCGCGAUGCGGAGAUCUAACCAGGGGGAGAAAGUGCAUCUCCUCCUCGUCGAAAGCGGAGCAAGGUGAUUAAUCACCCACCAUCGCGAACGCAUUGACCAGUCGAUGCAGCUGCUGCACCCGCGUAAUCUUCUCGGUCCAAAGCCGGCUAGACGCGGGAUCGACGGCGAAACGGGAUAGGAAUUAUUAUCGCCACGUGGUGCGAGUGAGUCGAGACAAGGAACGAGACAGCCGGAGAACGUACGACCCAGACGCAUAGGAAACAAUCGCGCGCGCGCGAGCAAAAGCGACAAUAAUGACGACGCUGGAGAUAAGUGCGGAACCCCGACAAUAAAUAUAUAAGACUGAUAGCGCCCGUGGAAAAGAGGAGGAUAACACUGCCUAUGUAGGAAGGAGACGGCCGAGUAACGACUGCGCGCGCGAAUUAUUCCCCCUUGCUUCUCAGUGCGAACAAAACGUGAGGCGCGUUCCGCGCAGCAAGAAACUUGGCGACAAUAGUACGCGUCUUUGCAUCUUCCCGCGAAGAGAUCGCUCCGAGGAUUUUUCCCACCAUGCGAAUAUCGACCGGCCAGCUCCGCGCGAAGAGAAGAGACAUGGAAAUCGCGAGCAUCGACUUUGCGAGCAUCUUCGAGACGUCCUAAGACGAGGGGAAAGAACAAUAGGUGGCGAAGAAACGUAAAGAGAUGUCACUGAAUCACAGAUAUUACGUAACAACAAUACCGGACGAGGGGGAGGAUAAUUUCAAAAUGCCCAGGGCUUCCGUAGUACACAUGGCAUCGACGGCGACGAGACCGCAGCACAUGUCACAGGUUCUGGCGACUUUGGCACUAUCUAUGGGAACUCUUUCGUCCGGUUUGGCCAAGGGCUACACCUCGCCAGCGUUGGACUCGAUUUUGGACAACCAACGGCCGCAUCUUUAUCAAUCAUCGAACAAUGACACGUGGUCGGCUUUCUCGAUUACCCAACAGGAAGCUUCGUGGGUCGCGUCGCUGUCAAUGCUGGGCGCAUGGUUCGGCGCUAUGAUAGGCGACUGGAUAAUGCGACGAGGUCGACGUUUGGCUCUGCGCGCUACAUCUCUGCCCUUGGCGGGGGCCUGGGUCUUGACGGGCGUCGCGCCUUGCGUGGAAUUGGUGUACGUCACCAGUUUUAUCGGCGGUCUUUGCUGCUCGGUCAUCACCAUGGUGGCUCAGGUGUAUAUAUCGGAAAUCUCGAUGCCGGGCAUCCGCGGCUGUUUGUCGGCCAUGUUGAAGGUGCUGGGUCACGUCGGUGUCCUGCUGUCGUACAUAGCCGGGACGUAUCUAAAUUGGCGGCAAAGCGCGCUACUGGUCGCCGUCGCGCCGUCGAUGCUCUUUUUGGGAACUCUCUUUAUACCCGAGACACCCUCGUACCUCGUCCUGAACGGCAAAGACGACGAGGCCGCGAAUAGUUUGCAGUGGCUGCGCGGGGAACAUGUCGAUAUACGACACGAGCUCCAGGUGAUAAAAACAAACAUUCUGGCUUCGAGGGUAAAGCAAUACGAACUGAGCUUCAAGAACAGCGUGUUUACGCCGAGGUUGUACAAACCCAUCGCAAUCACGUGUGGCCUGAUGUUCUUCCAACGAUUCUCCGGCGCAAAUGCGUUUAAUUACUACGCGGUACUCAUCUUUCGUCAGACUCUGGGCGGGAUGAAUCCUCACGGAGCGACUAUAGCGAUCGGAUUCGUACAGCUAUUGGCCGCUUUAUUGUCAGGAUUCUUAAUCGACAUCGUCGGCAGGCUGCCGCUUCUAAUAGCCAGCACCGUUUUCAUGUCCCUGGCGCUCGCCGGUUUCGGUAGCUACGCGUAUUACGUGUCAAAAACGCCAAAUUUAGGAUACGUGGACUCGGCCGUGGUCGGCCAGCACGAUUGGAUACCGUUGCUCUGCGUGCUCGUAUUUACGACCGCCCUUGCGCUGGGCAUAUCGCCAAUUUCUUGGCUAUUGAUUGGCGAACUGUUUCCCUUGGAGUACCGCGGCCUCGGAUCCAGCAUCAGCACGAGUUUCAGCUACUUCUGUGCGUUUUUCGGGAUCAAACUUUUUAUGGACUUUCAGCAGAGUCUCGGUCUACACGGAGCCUUCUGGUUUUACGCCGGCGUGGCGAUCUGCGGGCUAUGCUUCGUCGUCUGCUGCGUGCCCGAGACGAAGGGUAAGCAGCUGGACGAGAUGAAUCCGGAUUACGCGCAAGCACGGUAGUAUAAGGCUUCGCUGACGGGGGGCCUCUCGAAUCUAGAGAAGGCGAACAAGCCUUUACCGGGAGGCGCUUAUCCGAACGAGCACGAUCCGCGCGAUCUGUAUCGCAGCGAUCGGCCGGUCGCGACUUCCGCCGGCAUCGCGAUGCCGUCCGCCCGCGCCGCGCAUCGCAAGCUGUCGGAUUACUGCGGCAUCUUCGCCGAGAAGACGAACCGAAUCGGCAGGAACGUGGGCAGCUUCAUGCAAUCCCGCGGCCUGCUACCGAUUCGUCGCUCGGUCGACGAGACGGCAGCGCGUCCCGCGCGUCGCGACGCUUCCAGGAUCAACGGCGACGUCAUCAGAAACAAUCCUAUGAUCCCGCGAGCCGAUCUCGAGACGAGGGAGAAUCGUCGUCGACGUGACGAGAAUCGCGAUCACGAGCGGGACGCAAACGCGCUCAACAAGCACGUGAUGUACUCCAAUAGCACUUACCCGCGGGACGCGCGAGCCAACGCGAGUUACGUCCAUCGUGCCAACGAGACGGAACCUCGUCGCUCCAGGAGGCGCGAGUACGCGGAGGCGAGUUACGAGACUACGGACGAGAUCUGGGCAGGUAUGGGGGCGAGGGGAGGUCCGAGCGUCUCCAAGCCGAUUCUGAGAAACGGCAUCAAUCACGGGGGAGACGAGAGGCCGUAUUACUCGACCCUGCCGCGACGCAGCAGGACCAUCAACUUCAAGGAUCAAGCGCGCGACUCCCCGGAGGGACGCCAACGCGCGUAUCCCAAGAGCCUGCAGGAUCUAACGGAUUUGGAGCUCGACGACAUCGCGUAUUUCCCGUCCUCUCGCGGAGCCCGUCGAGAGAAGAGACUCGACGACGAUUAUCGUCGACGUGCUCGGGAUCGUCGAGAGGAAGACGACAUCGCCUUUGAUGACGAUUAUCUCAGACUCUGCCGGAAUCUGUCGAGAUUGGACGGGUACCCGCGAGGCGGCAGAUACGAACCGGGCCAGGUGCACUAUGAGAGAGAAUGCAGGACUUUCGGCAAGGAUACGGUCGCUUUCAUCUACUACAAGACGUGCUACUUGUGAUCGAAAGCUCUCUCGUUGAUAGACCGUCCAGCGUUACGCACGGUUUACGAUCUCGCGCAGAAAUUCGAACGGUCGGUCGAAUCUUUUUUUUCUUCUCUCGAACGUAUUUAACGAGUGGCGGACACGUUUUCUAUUUGAAAUCGGGCUAGAUUUUUGUGAGACGGAAUAAUUUAGUAAAUCAGUAGAUGAAACGUACCAGGAAAAUUCCCCUUCUCGGCAGAUUCAUAUCUUCUUGACGAUAACAUAUCUAUAAAUCGCGAUAUAAAACAUAUUCGUGGAGGAAAAGGGAAAAAAAGAUUUAAACAAAAAAAAAUGAUCGAGUAAUCGAGUCACAAAUUGCCUUCGUGUCUGGCUUUAAUAAUUAAAUCAUUUCUCGACUGAUAAUAAAGUUAUAUCAUCGAGCUUUAUAUAUAUAUACAUAUAUAUAUAUAUAUAUAUCGUUGCUCCUAUAAAACUUAUCUGAAAAAGCGUGAUAUCUCUUUAGAAAAUAUCCUACAGAGAGAGUUAGGUUCAUAUUUGGUUUUCUACGCGGUAUAAACCAUUACUCCAGAAAAUAUCUUAUAUACUUCGCACAUUUUAUCUUAUCGAAAUAUUCUUAAACACUUUUAAAUCUCAAUUUUAAGAAAUAUAAUAUUCGAAAACGGCACCAAGAUAUACUUGUGUAUACUAGCGUUAGAUCGAACAUAUAAAAUCGCAACGUGUGCUUUAUUUAUUUUUUAUUACUUUUCAGAAGUAUCGCAAUCCUUUUCAUCAGCAAUUACAUGGUUUGUUAAUAAAUUUCCGAUAAAUAUCCCAAGCUCACUCAAAUCAAGAAGCAACAUUUCAAUGCUCUUCACGAAAGCACAUAUAACAUUUUACGCGAAGAAAAAUAUGUGCAUAUAUUGUAUAUAAAUGAAAUUAAAUGAUAUUGACAGAGUCCUUAGAAUAGGAUCGAUAGACUGCUCGUAGACUGCCAAGCAGAUCUUUCCGCAAGGUAAUCAAUAUAUAAUGAGUUUACGAUGACUUUCGCUGCUAUGUUUUCAGGCUAUUAAUGACGCUCGCACAUGUAUAUUCUUUGCGAGAAAAUCGCGCGCGACGGAAAAGAAAAUUAUUAAUUAAUGCUGAAGAUGACAUAUAGCCGAAUACUACAGAGUACGUUAUCAAUGAAGGCGCAUUAAUGUAUCCUUUGCGUACAAAAGUAGAAUAUAUCCUUCGCUAAAAACAGAAUACUCUGGGGCCUCCUCGUAGUCCAGGCGCCAAUGACUUAACUAUGACAAUAUCGAUUAGCAGAUACGUCUACAUAUAUUAUACAUAUAUUAUAUACUAUGUUUCGUAUAAGAUGCGUAUAUUGCGUAUAUAUGGAUUAUUAUAUAUUAUACAUAUAUACGAGACUCCAUUAUAUUCGUGGCACUUAUCGCCGUUAAUUGCGGCGAUACAGAUAAACAAAUUCUCGACAAUACCACAAUUUGCCAAUUUCGCGAAACCGCUAGAGCGAGAGAAAUUUGGUACUAUUAGCUUAU
Molecule: messenger RNA, 5215 nt
Organism: Camponotus floridanus (Florida carpenter ant)
Lineage: Eukaryota; Metazoa; Arthropoda; Insecta; Hymenoptera; Formicidae
Product: facilitated trehalose transporter Tret1-2 homolog
Exons: 9
Coding region: 1131-2654 (507 amino acids)
Biological process (GO): transmembrane transport
Cellular component (GO): membrane
Molecular function (GO): transmembrane transporter activity
Source: RefSeq, a predicted model, not a curated record